AUGGCUCUACUAUCAUUGCAAGAGCUAUACAAAAUAACCUUCCAUCCCCUCCUAAUCCUCUCUCUUCUUUUCCUUUUCUUUUUUCUUUAUGCUAACCAACAUACUAGACAUGGCAAACCAAAUUUCCCUCCAUCCCCACCAAAGCUACCAAUCAUAGGAAACCUUCACCAGCUUGGCACACUUCCACACCGUUCUCUUCAAGCCCUUUCUAAGAAGUACGGCCCUCUAAUGUUCUUAUACUGGGGCAAAGCUCCAACCCUUGUUGUGUCAUUUGCUGAUAUGACUAGAGAAAUGAUGAAGACACAUGAUAUCGUUUUCUCAAACCGACCCCAAACCACAGCUGCCAAUAUCUUAUUCUAUGGAUGCAAAGACGUAGCGUUCUCAUCCUAUGGUGAGUAUUGGAGACAAGCUAGAAAAAUUUGUGUUCUCGAACUUUUGAGCCUCAAAAGUGUGCAAUCAUUCCAGUAUGUAAGGGAAGAAGAAGUUGAAGCAUUGAUCAACAAGAUACGUCACUCGUGUCUCAAAGGGUCUUCUGUUAAUCUAAGUGAGAUGUUGAUUGCAACCUCAAACAACAUAAUCUCUAGAUGUAUACUUGGACAAAAGUUUGAAGAAGGAAAAGAUGGUAAGAGUAGAUUCGGACAUCUAUCAAGAAGGGCAACGAUGCUACUUGGAGCAUUCUGCUUUGGAGAUUUUUUCCCUUUUUUGGGAUGGAUUGAUGUUCUUACGGGAUUUAUCUCAAGUCUGAAAGCCACUUUCAGAGAAUUAGAUGCUUUAUUAGAUCAAAUGGUUGAAGAACGCAAAACAAUCAAAACUAAAGAUGAUGAGCCUAAUAGGAAAGAUUUAGUUGAUAUUCUCCUCACACUUCAAGAGAAAGGCAUGCAUGAUGUUGAGCUCACUCAAGCCAACCUCAAAGCAAUCCUAUUGGACAUGUUUGUGGGAGGAACUGAUACUAGCUCAACAACUUUGGAAUGGUUAAUGGCGGAGCUCAUAAAAAAUCCAAAUAUUAUGAAGAGAGCACAAGAAGAGGUGAGAAGGGUGGUGGGGAAGAAAUCAAAUAUAGAUGGGAAUGACAUCAAUCAAAUGGAUUAUUUGAAGUGUAUUCUCAAAGAAACUCUAAGACUACAUCCACCAACUCCUCUCUCGUUACCUCGAGAAACAUCAGCAAGUGUAAAAUUUGGAGGUUAUGAUAUUCCGCAAAAAAUAAGAGUAUUUCUCAAUAUAUGGGCAAUCCAAAGGGACCCUAAAGUAUGGGAGAGGCCAGAAGAAUUCCUCCCAGAGAGAUUCGUAGACAAUCCGGUCGAUUUCAAAGGCCAAGACUUUGAAUUCAUCCCAUUUGGAGGUGGGAGAAGGGGAUGUCCGGGGUUGACAUUCGGUGUUACUUCAGUCGAAUAUGUGGUUGCAAACAUCUUAUGUUGGUUUGACUGGAAGUUGCCUAGCGCUAGUGUAGAGGGGAAGGACUUGGACAUGAGUGAAUCUAACGGCCUUAUUGUGACGAAGAAAAUUCCUCUUCAUCUUGUACCAGUAUUGCACUCUCCUUCUUCUAUGCAUUAAGAGAUUUGUGGUUGAUGCGCUUAUAAUGUAACUUUUCUUCGUUCACUUAGUGUGUUUUAGUAUUUGCUGUUGUUUAUGUUUGAAAUUAAUGUAAUCAUGUAAGGGGAGGUG
This is a messenger RNA of Alnus glutinosa, 1662 nucleotides long. Its product is annotated as cytochrome P450 71A1-like. Bases 1 to 1551 code for a protein of 516 amino acids. Lineage: Eukaryota; Viridiplantae; Streptophyta; Magnoliopsida; Fagales; Betulaceae. The record is from RefSeq and is a predicted model, not a curated record. The transcript has 2 exons. Gene Ontology annotation, molecular function: iron ion binding; heme binding; oxidoreductase activity, acting on paired donors, with incorporation or reduction of molecular oxygen.